Messenger RNA from Amorphotheca resinae ATCC 22711, 1783 nucleotides. RefSeq lists its product as hypothetical. Gene Ontology annotation, molecular function: NADP binding; flavin adenine dinucleotide binding; N,N-dimethylaniline monooxygenase activity. The record is from RefSeq and is a predicted model, not a curated record. Bases 1 to 1668 code for a protein of 555 amino acids. Lineage: Eukaryota; Fungi; Ascomycota; Leotiomycetes; Helotiales; Amorphothecaceae. The transcript has 6 exons.
AUGGUCAAACUAACUUCGGAACUCAAAGAGUACGCUCGUCGACGAGCAACGACGGGUCGUUACGCUGACAACCUCGAGGUAGACGUCCUUAUUGUUGGUGCCGGAUUUGGCGGAGUGUAUCUGCUUUACGAGCUUCGAAAGCGUGGCCUUAAUGCUGCCAUAUACGAAGCAGGAACUGAUCUUGGCGGAACCUGGCGCUGGAACCGUUACCCCGGAGCUAGGGUGGAUUCCGAAGUGCCGGAAUACGAACUGAGCAUUCCCGAAGUCUACAAGGAUUGGACUUGGUCAACAAACUACCCCAACUAUCAAGAGCUUCGCGCUUACUUCGACCAUGUGGAUGCUGUGCUUGACAUCAAGAAGGACUGCGCCUUUGAGAGCGUCGUAGUCGAUGCACAGUUCCAUGAAGACGAGGGAAAAUGGCACACAAAGACCGAGGAUGGCCGCACUGCCAAGAGCAAAUACCUCAUUGUUGCGGCAGGCUUCGCAGCCAAGCGCUACAUCCCCGACUACAAGGGUUUGGAAACCUUUGAAGGCAUCAUGCAUCACUCCUCUUUCUGGCCAGAAGAGGGGGUCGAUGUCAAAGGGAAACGGUGCGCCGUCAUUGGCACUGGCGCAUCAGGCGUGCAGAUUUCACAGGAAUGGGCCCCUGAAGUCGGGUCACUGAAAGUCUUUCAACGCACACCCAACCUCGCUGUUCCCAUGGGCAAACGGCCCCUGUCUGUUGAAGAGCAGCAGAAUUCCAAGCAAUGGUAUCAUCGACUAUUUGAGCUCCGUGAGCAUUGCUUCGGGGGUUUCCUGUUCACGUGGUCCGAAAAAAAUACCUUUGACGACAACGCGGAGGAGCGAGAGAAGUAUUACAGGAGUCUUUGGGACCAUGGCGGAUUCAGGUUCUGGUUGGGUAACUACAAAGAUAUGCUUUUUGACGAGAAAGCCAACCGUGAGGCAUACAACUUCUGGGCCAAAAAUACUCGUAACCGCAUCGGGGAUGCUCGUUUGAGAGAUCUCCUUGCUCCUCUAGAGCCUCCACACCCCUUCGGUGUCAAACGCCCCUGUCUAGAGCAGAACUACUACGAGCAGUUCAACCGUCCCAAUGUAGAUAUUGUGGAUAUCGGCGCCAACCCCAUUGAGGAGUUCACUCCAAAGGGUAUCAAGACCAAAGACGGCACCGUCCACGAGUUCGAUGUCAUCGCCAUUGCUACCGGCUUCGACAUCACCACCGGUGGUAUGACGAACAUGGGCCUGCGCAGUAUCCACGGCACGACUCUCAAGGAUGAGUGGAAGAGUGCUGCGAACACGUACCUUGGAACCACUGUGUCCGGGUAUCCAAACAUGUUCCACCUCUACGGGCCCCACGGGCCGACGCUCCUCUCCAACGGGCCCGCAUCAGUCGAAGUGCAAGGCCGGUGGAUCGUCGACGCGAUCCAGAAAGCCGAGCGCGAGAACAUCAAAUACAUCGACCCGACGCCCGAGGCUACCAAGGAGUGGAAAGACCGCAUCAAUUACCUGAGCAAUAUCAGUCUCUUCCCAACCACCAAGUCUACGUACAUGGGUGGUAGUCUCCCAGGGAAGGCCUUCGAACAGGUUAAUUACGCGGGCGGUAUCCCGGCUUACGUCGUUGAGAUUCGUGAGAAGCUUCCUGGUUGGAAGGGCUUCAGGGUCGUUAAAUAGGUGCCUUGAUGAUGAUGCACGAUUACAAGUUGGGCGCAUCAGUUGAUCGAUCGAUGGGCUUUUGUGGGAGACAUGUGUGAAUCCCCUGGAAUGAUAUGGUUGAAGGGGGGGUAAC